CCUAAAUGAUUCACAGACAAGUAACACCUUCAGAAUGGAAUCCGUUCCGUAUAGCUACGAGGACUUUACAUGGGUACCAAGCCUAAGUUAUCGGCUAUGCGGCUAUGAAAUACUAGAUACAGGCAGGACACGUCGCCAAAUGCUAAUACAGCUCUACCACUGGGUCUGCGUGGGCAGCCACGUCUGUUGUGUUUUGUUCAUGAUACGCCGGAUAAUCGAGUGGGAUACAAUUGGUACCGAUAUCUCCCUGAUAAUACGUUAUGCUACUCUGGUAACGUAUGUCAUAAACUCUGAUACAAAAUACGGAACAUCUCAACAGAAAGGCGCCUUUAAACGGCUUAAUAGUAAACUUUCGGCGCUCUUUCCAAAGUCCACGCAAGCACGGAUCGACCAUCGCGUCAACGAGUUCUACUGGCCACGCCCACUGCUCAUGCUAAUUGUGGUAUACUUUGGAUCGUCAGCUAUGGUCGUAUUAGGACCUCUUCUGCAGUCGGGCUACAUCUAUCUAAUGGAGAAGCGCUUUCCCUUUAUGCAUUGCUAUCCAUAUUACAUAUUUGAUCCACAGCAGGACCCAUUAUGGUAUUACUUUCUGAUUUAUGUGCUGGAGUGGAUGCACAGUACCUUGAUGGUCAUAUCGAAUAUGAGCACAGAUCUGUGGCUGGUAUGCUUUGAAGUGCAGAUAUGCAUGCACUUUGAUUACAUGGCGCGAUCUCUAGAGAGUUACCAGCCUCACUGGACGCAUGAUUCCGCCGAUAGGAAAUUCAUUUCCGAUCUGGUGGACACGCAUGUCCAACUAUUAGACCUUCAGGAUGACCUCAAUGGCAUCUUCGGUGGCUCACUAUUGUUAAGCCUGCUUACAACUUCGGGCGUAUUCUGCACUGUGGCAGUUUACACUCAGAUUCAGGGACUUAAUCUAGAAGGAAUUACCUAUGUCAUAUUUAUGAUGACGGCAACUUCUCAGGUCUACUUGGUGUGCUACUAUGGCGAAUUAGUUAGGAUUUUGAGCAGAAACAUUACCCACGCCGCCUACAACCAUAACUGGUCGGAUGCAACACCGGCUUACAAAAAAUUCUUGUUGAUUAUCAUCACACGUGCACAGAGGCCGGCCGAAUUAAGCGCCAUGGGCUAUCUGCCAGUAUCGCUGGACACUUUUAAGCAGGUUAUGUCAGUGACAUAUCGCGUCUUUGCGUUGAUCAGACAAAUGAUCGAAUAG
This is a messenger RNA of Drosophila virilis, 1213 nucleotides long. RefSeq names its product Odorant receptor 85f (gene Or85f). The record is from RefSeq and is a predicted model, not a curated record. Gene Ontology annotation, cellular component: plasma membrane. NCBI's taxonomy places the organism in Eukaryota, Metazoa, Arthropoda, Insecta, Diptera, Drosophilidae. Gene Ontology annotation, molecular function: odorant binding; olfactory receptor activity. Gene Ontology annotation, biological process: sensory perception of smell; detection of chemical stimulus involved in sensory perception of smell.